GUGACUGCGAAAGUGCAGGAGCUCGUGAAGAGGGCUUGUAUUUUGUAAACAACAUGGCGCAACACGGACUGGGCUAGAAAAACUACUCCAGUUUGGACAAAAUCCAUAUUGAAAACAUUUCCCACAUAUAACACUUUUUGUCUUUGUCUAACUUGUAUCGAUAUAUCUGACGAAGGAUUUAGCUUCCAGUACAGUGCCAAGGAACUGUCAACGACAAUAACAUAGGGGCUCUCGGUCUAUGGGCUCUCAGUCCAGUUCUGGGAUGUCCGGCGGUCGGGGUUCCAGCGGCAACCCAGACCAGUCUGAUCAGGAAUCCAACCAGAGCAGCGGCACACGGGGCAACAGAGCUGCAGAGAGACAGUCUACCGCUGAAGAGGACGUUGAUUUAGCGCAAGUGCUGGCUUACUUACUGAGGAGGGGCCAGGUGAGGCUGGUCCAUGGCAGUGGGGCGACAGGGCUGCAGCUCGUCCAGUCAUACUCGGAUUCUGACGAGGACAGCGAUGGAGCGUGGGAGGGUCGCCUUGGAGACCGCUACAACCCCCCUGUGGACUCCCAGCCAGACACGCAGGACGUGGACCAGAGUGAGAUCAGAACCCAGAUCCUCCUGGCUACCGCCUCCUCAGCCCUGAGGGGCAGAAACAGCUUCACACACAUGCUUACAGAGAGGGAACAAGGCAGGUGUCUCGGCUCCAGUUUUUCUCAUGGGGAGUGCAGCCGUAUCCGCUCACACUUCCUGCCCAACUGUGUGUCGUGUAAAGACACCUACAGACAGAAAGCCUUCUGCGGGGUUUACAGUGAGGAUGGCAACAUGUUCCUCUCUGCCUGCCAAGACCAGAACAUCCGCCUGUAUGACACCAGCAGGGGUGGGUUGAGUCUGAAGCGGGCGGUGAAGGCCAGGGAUGUGGGCUGGAGCGUCCUGGACGCGUGCUUCUCCCCCGACGCCAGCUGCGUGCUCUACUCCAGCUGGUCUGACUACAUUCAUGUGUGCAGUAUUGAGGGAGACAGUGAAACUCACACGGCACUGGACCUCAACCCAGAUGAGAGGAGGUUCUGUGUGUUCUCUCUGGCCGCGUCUACGGACGGGAAGGAGAUCCUGGGAGGGGCAAACGAUGGCCGCCUCUAUGUCUUUGAUCGUGAACAGAACAAGAGAACGUUAAAGAUUGACGCCCAUGAGGAUGAUGUGAACGCAGUGGCGUUUGCAGACAGCUCCUCCCAGCUGCUGUUCUCCGGCAGCGAUGACGCGCUGUGCAAGGUCUGGGAUCGCCGCACCCUGCGUGAGGACCGCCCCCAGCCUGUGGGUCAGCUGGCCGGGCACAGAGACGGCAUCACCUUCAUCCACAGCAAGGGCGACGCUCGCUACCUGAUCAGCAACUCCAAGGACCAGUCCAUCAAGCUGUGGGACGUGAGGAGGUUCUCCCCCAAGGAGGGGCUGGCCGCAUCCCGGCUGGCCGUCACCCAGCAGAACUGGGACUACCGCUGGCAGCAGGUCCCCCAAAGAGCUCUGAAGAGACACAAGCUGACAGGAGACACGUCGGUCAUGACGUACCGGGGGCACGGCGUGCUGCACACUCUGAUACGCUGCCGCUUCUCUCCUGAGUUCACCACCGGACAGAGGUUCAUCUACACAGGCUGCUCCACGGGCAAGAUCCUCAUCUAUGACGUGCUGACCGGCAGCGUUGUGUCCCGGCUGUCGGACCACGAGGCCUGUGUGAGGGAUGUGACCUGGCACCCUUACAAGGACAGCAUCAUCAGCAGCUCUUGGGAUGGUGCUGUGCGAUUGUGGGAGCACAGACAGACCCAUCCGCUCAACGAGGACAGAGAGAGGGAGAGGGAGUAGGGCCAAGGAAAGGCAGGAAGUGAAGUCAUAGGCAGGAUCCACCAGUCGAGAGAGAGUGAGGGCCUCUCUCAGAGCGAGAUGUUAAAGCUCACACUAUCAAUGCUGGAUAAUAAAGUGUGAUGUGUAAAGUGUUAUUCUCCUGAUGUGGUCCUCCUAACUUCCCCUAGAUAUAAUAACAUUGUAUUCAGAAACCUGCAGGAAAGGGUGGAGUUUUCAUGUGACAUUGGAGCCUUUUUGUCACUUUUUGGAUGUGUUCCCACUGACAUGCAGUGUGUUAGAAGCUGUGUGUGGCGUGUUGCUCUGGAGAUCCUCAGUCGAUUUUAAUGACGACAGUCUUCUGGUGCUUUGUUUAAAAUAAUUUCAUAAAUAAUGUUAACAUUAAAUGAAAAAAGUAUGUCAUAAAUACUAGGGAAAUCGUAAGAAUCAUUCAUAAAUAAUGGGAAUAAUUCAUUAUAAAUAAUGUAUUAUAUUUUAUCGUUAUUAUUGUCCAGGGGUGGAAAAUAAACACAAGAUUUUGUAGCCUGAUGUAAACAUUUUCCAGUUGAAAGGUUUGAAUGUGUGUUUGUGCUGGGAUGAUAUAGGGUGAAGGGUAGAAUAUGUGUGGAUGGUAUUUGAGUGUAUUUAUAUCUCAAUGUCCAUAUUUCACUCUCAAAACAAUGUUUUACAAUAACAAAUAAAAUAUUUCUUUAAAUGUUAA
Osmerus eperlanus (European smelt) is the source of this 2534-nucleotide messenger RNA. RefSeq names its product ddb1 and cul4 associated factor 11 (gene dcaf11). Gene Ontology annotation, molecular function: protein binding. Gene Ontology annotation, biological process: proteasome-mediated ubiquitin-dependent protein catabolic process. The transcript is spliced from 15 exons. NCBI's taxonomy places the organism in Eukaryota, Metazoa, Chordata, Actinopteri, Osmeriformes, Osmeridae. Bases 239 to 1837 code for a protein of 532 amino acids. The record is from RefSeq and is a predicted model, not a curated record. Gene Ontology annotation, cellular component: Cul4-RING E3 ubiquitin ligase complex.